GCCCCCGCGCGCCCGCCGCUUCUCUCGGGGACCCCGGCUCCGCGCGCGUCCCCGCCCCGUGGCCCCCGCCUGCCCACCCCGGGUCGCAGCGCGGGCACCGCGGACCCGCAAGGAGGGCGGGGCGGGGCCGGGGUCCCCGAGAGAAGUGGCGGGGUCUGGGGGCUCGUCCCCUCGCCCCUCCCUGCGCAGCGCCGGGCGGCCAAGGAGGCCCCCAGCCGUCCCGCCGGGAGCCGCCCGGCGAUGGGGACCGGCUUCACUGCCGGCCGGUCCAGCACAGCCUCCUGCGGUCCAAAAGCGCCCUAACGUUUCGACAAUAUUUGGUGAGAAGGAGUCCGCAAAGCCAGGCAAAUCUGGGGCCUCAUCUUCGAUGUGGGGUAUCGGGGGGCCUGAAGUCGGGGUGCAGGUCAAGGAGCAGCGCUGGCCCGCGCGGUGAGCGUCGGAUCGUGGCAGCGGAGCGCUUGGAGAGCCUGGGCCGGGCAGCGUGAGGCCCCAGGCCCGGGUCUCCUCUGCCCCGAAACCCACCCCCACCGCACCCGGGGAAACGCGGGCGUGCCUGCGCCGAGGGCUGCUGAUGGCGGGGUGCCAGGGCCGGCGGCCCAGCGAGGGAUUCCUUAUGAUCGCGGCCGGCCCAGGGCCUCGCGGCUCGCCACGGAAGGUUCUAGACCUCGGACUUCUGCUCGCCCUGCCGGCGGGGGCCCCGGCCCAGGAGGCACGGAGCCUUUAAGGCCCCGCCUACUCCGUCGGGCGGCCGGGCCGUCGCUUAGCAACAGGACGCCGCGCGGCCCCUCGCUGCCCUGGGGCUGAGAGGCUGUCUCCUGCCCGCUCUUUCUGCCUCGCCGAAGCUCGCGUGGACCGAGGCGAGAUGUCCGAGGAGGACCCCCAAGGGUGUGUGGAGCUGGAGGAGCCCGAGGCCAAGGGUCCCCCGGAGAAAACCAGCGACUGCUACCGCGUGAGCGAGCACCUGCCAGCCAGGUUCAACAACCCGGCGUGGUUUCGGGGCUACAGGACCAAGGAGCCCCCCUCAGUGUACAGGACCAGUAACCAAGCUUAUGGGAGCAGAGCCCCCACCGUGCAUGAGAUGCCGGUAAGGAGGAAGCAGGGAAAGAAGGUGUAUUAUCCAAGUUCGUAUAAAUUUUCUAGACAACUUGCAGCUGGGGGGAUGUUCCAGAACAACUCGUUCAACGUCUCCAUGGAGAAGAGCAUCGUGACAGGUCCGGACAACUACGUCACCUCCUACGACCGGCUCAACUUCCACCCCAGCUACAGGGUCAGCAAGCCAUCCAUCUGUGACUGAGGGGCCUCCUGGCUCCAGCGGUGACCGUCUGGAUAAUUGUCAGCCCUAGUCGUUGAUAAUUUGCCCAGUUGUAAAGGGACACACUUCACUGCUUCCCCCGAAAAUAUUUUUCCUCUCUAGAUUUUGCAAUAUGAAAAUGGGGCUGUGAUGCCCUACUUUCCCUGUUUUACAUCUAAGAUGAAAAGGAACAAGUGGCUUGACUUUCCAUUAAAAACCUUGCCACGUCCUCAAUUCCCGACUCAUCUAUAAUCAAGGAGCAGAGUGGUGGGUGUCCUGGGACCCCGAUCUCGGCCUGAAGGCUGGGAAUGCCUGGAGAGCCCGGAGCACGUCUCUAUUUGGGAGCCAUUUUUAUACUCAUGACAAAUUAUGGGGGUUUCUGUUCUCAAGCUUCCUGCUGGGCCACGGAGGGAGAGUAGGAUGUCCUGCCUGGGGCGUGGAUGAGGGCUGGGCAAGGAAGCAGAGGCGACCCCGGGAGGAAAGCACCAGGCGGGACCGGGCAGGAGGGCCCUCACUGGCCCUGACCCGGGCCAAGCUGGGAGGGACAUUGAACACCCCUGGCCACGAACAAGGGCCGGGGCGGAGGCAGAAUAAACGAGGUUGGUGACUGCUGCUCGUUGCUGAGGGGUGAUGUGUACGUGGGGGUUCUCUGCUUGGUGUUGACUGUACCUUUCCAAUAAAAAGUUUAAA
Molecule: messenger RNA, 1981 nt
Organism: Hippopotamus amphibius kiboko
Lineage: Eukaryota; Metazoa; Chordata; Mammalia; Artiodactyla; Hippopotamidae
Gene: PIERCE1
Product: piercer of microtubule wall 1
Exons: 3
Coding region: 863-1294 (143 amino acids)
Biological process (GO): axoneme assembly
Cellular component (GO): axonemal microtubule
Source: RefSeq, a predicted model, not a curated record